Stomoxys calcitrans (stable fly) is the source of this 1510-nucleotide messenger RNA. RefSeq names its product chitinase-3-like protein 1. Gene Ontology annotation, biological process: chitin catabolic process; carbohydrate metabolic process. The transcript has 4 exons. Bases 39 to 1478 code for a protein of 479 amino acids. Gene Ontology annotation, molecular function: chitin binding; chitinase activity. Gene Ontology annotation, cellular component: extracellular region. The record is from RefSeq and is a predicted model, not a curated record. Lineage: Eukaryota; Metazoa; Arthropoda; Insecta; Diptera; Muscidae.
UCUAUAUACGCUAUUAAGGCGCGUCGUAAAAGAAAGUUAUGUUUUUGAAAGUUUUAUUAUUAACAUUAUUUUUGGUUGUUUGGCAAAAAAGUGCUGCAACAGCUAAAGAAAGAAAGAAUGUCGUCUGUUAUCAUGGCACCUGGUCCACAUACCGUCAAUCUUUGGGAAAAUUCGAUGUAAGUUCAGACAUCGAUCCAUUUCUAUGCACUCAUCUUAUGUAUGCAUUCUUUGGCAUUGAAGACAAUGGAGAUUUGAGAAUUAUCGAUCCCUACUUGGAUUUGGAAGAUAAUUUUGGACGUGGAAAUAUACGAAAGUUUAAUGCAUUGAAAUUGCAAAAUCCCACAUUGAAAACCUUGGCCGCGGUAGGUGGUUGGAAUGAGGGCUCCAAGAAAUUUUCAAUUGUUGCCGCAGAUCCAGCUAAGCGAGAGAGAUUUGUCAAGACAGUGGUACAAUUUCUACAAAAGCAUAGCUUUGAUGGUCUGGACUUGGACUGGGAAUAUCCAAAUCAAAGGCAUAAUUUACAAAACGAUGACCGCAAUAAUUUUUUGCAAUUGAUAAAAGAACUUAAGGAAGGAUUGGAACCCUUUGGCUAUAUUUUAACUGCUGCUGUGGGUUCAGUGGAAUUUUCUGCCAACUUAUCCUAUGAUAUACCUGAAAUGAUGAAAUAUCUGGACUUUGUUAAUGUUAUGGCCUACGAUUUGCAUGGUCCUUGGGAUUCAGUGGUGGGUAUAAACGCUCCCCUGUAUUCCGGACGCUUAGAUACUUCGAAACGUGCUAAGAUGUUAAAUUUCGAUGCCAUAGUGAAAUAUUGGUUGAAUCAAGGUGGACGCCGUGAUAAAUUGGUAAUGGGCGUCCCGUUCUAUGGUCGCUCAUUCACCCUGGAGGACCCCAACAAUCAUGGCGUCGGUGCGCCACAAAUUGGUCGUGGAAUGGCCGGUCAAUAUUCGGUGGAACCUGGCGUAAUUGGCUACAAUGAAUUGUGUGAAAAGUUCCAAACGGAAAAAAACGCUUGGCAUCUUGAAUGGGAAAGUGAUCAGAAGGUACCCUAUGCCUACAAUGAUCGCAAUUGGGUAGGAUAUGAGAAUGAAAAGAGUAUAGCCCUAAAAUCCGAGUAUGUGCUAAAAGAAGAUUUAGCUGGCAUUAUGGUGUGGUCUAUCGAAUCUGACGAUUUUCGUGGUACAUGCAGUGCGAUGCGUUACCCUCUAUUGACAUUAAUCAACAACAUCUUGAAUGGUAGUACUUAUCGUCCUUCCCAGGCUAUGGUAAUGCCGCCUGCAAAUCAGCAGAUGGAUUCAAACAUUGGUGGAGUUUUUGCUCCCCAAUGCCAAGGAAAAUCAGGUUAUGUUCGUGACAGCCAAGAUUGUGGCAGAUUCUAUUUCUGCGAGAAAGGAGUAGCUCACAGUUUUCAGUGUCCCACAUCAUUACAUUUCGAUUUGGACAGUUUGAAUUGUAAUUAUGCAACAAUGGUUAAUUGUUGAAUGGGAUUUCUGUCAAUGUCUGUCUUGGUAUA